Chlamydomonas reinhardtii is the source of this 2302-nucleotide messenger RNA. RefSeq lists its product as uncharacterized. The transcript is spliced from 8 exons. The record is from RefSeq and is a predicted model, not a curated record. Bases 139 to 1749 code for a protein of 536 amino acids. NCBI's taxonomy places the organism in Eukaryota, Viridiplantae, Chlorophyta, Chlorophyceae, Chlamydomonadales, Chlamydomonadaceae.
AACUGUAUAGGGGACUCCAUUUGUAUUCAAUGCAGGACUCACCAGGGAAAGCUUGAACACACACCACGCCACAAUUUUGCACAGGAUAAAAAGCAAAGUUAUUCUUGCAACUACAAGAAGCCUUUGCGCACCGCUAGCAUGGAUGCAGCAAGCAGCAGCGGGCAGCCGCUUCCUGGCGGCACUCUGGAAGUGCGUGUGCACCCGCGGAAGGGGCGUACUCUACACACAACUCGCUUGGUGAAGGCAGGGGAAAUAGUCUUGGUUGAGGCGCCGACCCUGCUUCUGGUGUCGCCGGACUUGUCGCACGCGACGUGCGCCACCUGCCUUCGCGCGGUCGGUCCCUCAGGUAUCGUGGCGUGCUCCGGCUGCCUCCGGGCAUGCUUCUGCAGCGCCACCUGCCAGCGCACCGCCCUGUCCACACCGUGGCUCCACUCGGCGACCAUCUGCAGUGCCUACGCACGCCUAGCUGCGCUGGGCCUGCCCGCGGACGAGCACGCGCAGCUGCGCUUCCUGCUGCAUGCCGUGGCAUUGCGACACACGCAGUCGCCAGAGGCAGCUGCCCGCUACGCCGCUCUACUGGACCUUGUGGGGCGGCCGGCGGCGGCGGACCGCUCCCUGGCCGCCCGCCUCGCACCGCUGCUGGCGGAGGCGCUGUCAGGUGCGGGUGUGCCGCCUCCGGCACUGGACGUGGAGGAGCUGGCGGCGCUGCUGGUGAAGGAGCAGCUCAACUCCUACGGCGUGCUGGCGUCGCCGCAGCAGCAACAACAGCAACAGGCAGCCCAGGCGGCGGCGGCGGCGGCGGGGGCGCGAAAGCCGGAAGCAAGCACGAGCGGGAAGGCGGCGGGGGGCGAGGACGAGGAUGAGGGCGAGGAUGAAGAGGAGGAGCGCAUGUUGAGAGGAAGCGCCAUCUACGCGCAGGCCUCGCUCAUCAACCAUGAGUGCCUGCCCAACGUGGCACGGUAUGACUACUUCGACUGCCCCCGACCGCACGACGCCCCCGCCCCCGCCGGCCCCGCCUCGGGCGCGGCAUCGGCGCCCGCAGUAGGCGCUGGCACAGUCGCAGGCGGGGCUUUGGGCGGGGGCGCUAGCGCGCUGCCGCUACCGGCGGGCGUGCCGGGCUCCACACACGUUGUGUUCCGGGCGGUGCACGACCUGCCGUCCGGAACGGAGCUGGCGCAGAGCUAUGUGCCGCUGCACUGGGGGCUCCUGGAGCGGCAGCUGCAGUGCAGGGAGGUGUACGGCUUCGCCUGCACCUGCCCGCGGUGCCAGACCGAAUCACAGUGGAGUGACGACGAGGGGAGCGAUGGCGGGGAUGAUGAUGAUGAUGGUGAUGAUGAUGAUGUCGAGGAGGAGGGUGGGAGUGCAGGUGUGGGCGUGGCAGGCAUGGAGGAGGACAGCGACAGCGCGGCGGCAGCGGCGGCGGCGGCGGCAGCGGCGGCGGCAGCCACAGCUGCUGACGGCGAGCAGAUGGACAUGGACGAAAUCCUGCGGCCCAUCACCGCGCCGCCCGGCGAGGAGGGCCCGCUCGAGUCCAACUACCUGCAUCUGUUCUUGCUCAAGUACAUGUGCCCGCGUCCGGGCUGCCACGGCACCGCCGCGCCGCCUUCGCCGGGGUCAGGGCUGCUGGAGUGCAACGUGUGCGGCGGCUCGCGCUCGGAGCAGGAGUUUCUUAGGGAGCUGGAGCGCACGCGGCGGGAGGAGCAGCGGGCUGCGGCGGCACGGGGGCGCGGGAGGGCGGGAAGGCGGUAGCGCAGGGUAGCGGUGGCUGGCAGGGGCCAGGUUGUCACGGCAUUCCGCGUGAGGGUGCAUGGUGUAGAAGCAGGCUGCGCUGGGUGUGCUUAGGGCCCGGACCUGCCAAGACACCCAGGGUUCGUGCCGGUACACACGGAAAGACAGGACAAGGGCAUUCCGUUAUAAGGCGGUGACGAGGUGACGAAUCCCGCGUGCGCACACGAAGUGUUCACUAGCACAUAAGAUGUAGCAGUAGGUCACGUCAAGGUAGGGGCGUUAACGAAAGGGGUGGGGUUAGGUAGCGCCGCGGAGGCGGGUACUUUUGUGGGCCAAACCUCAUCAUGCUUCGGACGCCCUUGCUAUUAUCUAUCUCAGCUGCGCCUGGGCCCAGCAGUGGCGGCAUGCAUAUGCGUAGCGGAGGGGGCAGGCAAAGCCAUGUGGAGGAACAAAGCGCGGCGCCACCCGAGAAGCAGCACCGGCGCGCAGGUUCAGAUAGACCCGCCGGUGUUUGGUUUGCGGUCUGGCGAGCAUAGCAUUGCAUGUACGCCGUUGCAUUACGCUAGUGCUCGUC